Molecule: messenger RNA, 4986 nt
Organism: Limulus polyphemus (Atlantic horseshoe crab)
Lineage: Eukaryota; Metazoa; Arthropoda; Merostomata; Xiphosura; Limulidae
Product: unconventional myosin-Ic-like
Exons: 6
Coding region: 314-652 (112 amino acids)
Cellular component (GO): myosin complex
Molecular function (GO): cytoskeletal motor activity
Source: RefSeq, a predicted model, not a curated record
GCUAUUUGCAAAGAUCUUUGUACCCCUUAAAAAAAAACGCUUUUAAAAUGUUAUUUGUGUAUCAGAAACUAUGACAUAAUAACUGAUUAUCUCACAAAAUGGAUCUUGUUAGGAAGAAAAGUUAUUCAAGUGGUUCUUUUUUGCAGCUCCUGAACAAAAUAAUCUUAAAUCAAGUGCCUUUGACAAAAUUAUUAAACCAGAAGAUGAAAAAACGUUGUACUGCGUACAAGUGACAAAAUAUGAUCGUCAUGGUUACAAGGCUCGUGGACGAAUUCUUGUGCUGACCAACAAAGCCAUUUACCUACUAGAUGAAAUGGAUUGUAAAUUGAAACAUAGGCUGAGUUUUCAGAACAUAUCUAGUUUAUCUGUAAGUGAUCUGACAGAUGGUAUCUUAGUGUUGAGGAUAUGCAGAGAGCUCAAAAAAGAGAAGGGAGACUUGAUACUCGACUGCAGAGAUCUGCUGAUAGAAGUGAUUGUGAAAAUUGUCAUAGCCAGCAACAACAAGUCUUUAGUAAAAGUGGAAGAAUCAGGAUGUAUACCUCACAAUCUAAUGAAUGGCAAACAAGGAAUUAUAAACUUCUCAAGUGGAAUAAAGCCUGCAAUUUAUAAAGAAAAAGACGGGCAUCUUGCUGUGAUUGCUGUUUCCCCUUAAGGUCAUGACAGACUUGUUUGAACUUUCAGAAAAAUGCAAGUUUCUGCACAAAACUAGCAAAGUCACCAGAGGAAUCCUGUUGAAGUUAAUGUUAUAUGUAUAUAUUUCACUUAAAUAUUAGCUUAAGUUGUACGCUAAACUUCCACUGUGCAUUAUUUGUAAUUCUCUGCAAUGUUAUUUCUCUUUUUUUCUUUUUUCUUUCCUUCACUGAUUCCAGUACUCAUGCCAUUGUUCCCUUCCUGUUUUGAUGUUAAGGCAAAAGUAUAGAUACAUAUGUUAGAGUUCAAAGCUCUACAGAAUUAAUUAAUUAUUUUUGCAAAAAAGUAAUAAAAACACUCUUGAGGUAUGUGAUAUUGGUUGUUUUCGGAUGAUGUUGUCAUUUGAUACGAGAUACUUAGAUUCAGAGGCUUUAAUUGUGUAAUUGAAACUUUAUGUUCAAAUCUUUGCCAAUUUGAUUAGGUGUGAAAAAAUGCAAUAUUCAUAAAUCAAAAUAGAGAAGUCCACUCAAAUAUUUGAUAACACAAAAAAUGUCUCGAACAAAAUAACUGUUUAACUAAAGUUGUAAUGAGUGAUGAUAAUCAGCAUGAUCUGUAUGUAAUCUCAAGUAAGUAUAAUCUCAAAGUAAAGAAAAAAGUUAUAUUUUGGGAUCUUCUCUUGAAUGUUUCUGGGGGUUUUGUAGUUUCAUUACAUCAAAUAUUUUUAAAAUAUUUUAUAAUUUUGGUUGUAAAUAAACUUAAUUUUUUGUAGUGAUCUAAUCAUGUUAACAAUUUGAUGUUAUUAAAAUAAAAAUGUGUUAUUCAGCUGUAACUUUAAAAUGUUUAGACCUGUUGUCUAUCUUAUUUUGCAAUUUAGAUUACUAGUAUGAUCUACCAAAUUUUGUAAGUUUUAAUAUUCACCAGUGAUAUACACCAAAUUUUUUUGUUCUUAUAUCAUGUAUAAGGAAAAUCUGAGUAAAUGUUUUCUCUGCUGAACUACAUGAAUGGAUUAAACUAGGACAAAGGUAUUUUAAAUUAAAAACAAGUAACAUAACUUGCAAGUAAGCAAUAAUAAUGAUUGCUGUGUGAACUUGAAGGUUUUUAGUGUUAGGUUAUUUUUAUCCUAAUGAUUUUGUUCAGAAUAACUUCCAAACAUUUUUGUUAUAAUUGUAUAUGAUACAUCAAAGCUUUUCUUGGUGUGUUUUUUCAUCAAACCUUCUCAAAAAACACAACUGGUGGAAAAAUGAGGAUAAAUAGAACAUAAAUGGGAUAAGGGAAAGCAGGUUAUAGCCUCCCAUCAUAAAAUAUCAGGAAAAGUAUAAAAUGUUUUCUUACCUUUACUCCUUUACUUGUACUUACACUCAUCUCAGUAAUGACAGAAACAUCCAAAAUCUUCUGCAGUAUUCAUAUAAGGAAUCACGUUAUACAGUCACAUCGUAUCUUUCUGGCACAUCCUGGUAUCUGAAAAACUGUUUCGAGUGAAUACAUGUAUUUAACAGCAUAUUAAAGAAAUAUGUUAGAGCACAGUGUUUCUUGGUUGCAUAUGUUUUUCAUUCUUCUUCCUAAAGAUAGUUUUACAACUGAACUAUCUAGAGAAUUUUGCUCAAAAAGAGGUAAAUAGCUGUUCCUGAUCAAUUCACUAGCUAUAUUUCUGCUGUGAUGCACAAGAGCUGUUCUUUCUGUUGUCUAGCUUACAUUUUAAUGCUAACAUUUGCUGAAAAAAACAGGUUGGUAGAAAGACUAUAGAAUUACAGGAUAUGAUGUUUAGUUCUGGUAAACCUUCCUGCCAUAUCACAUGAUAAGCAAGGUGUAGUUUACAGUGAAAACAGAAUAAACUCUAAGAUUGUAAUAAACAUAUUAACAUACACUAAGCUAUAAAAAUAGCUGAAUGUCCAGUUUUAUUGUGAAGUUUUUUGUUUUUUAUUUUCACUAGGUGCCACUUUGACAUCUGAAAAGACAAGAAUUAGCACCUUAAGAUAUUUUUUCUGUCCUAUUGAGUUCUUGAAAUUCUGUUUCUUCAUGUGAUGUAUCCUGUACCUUUUUCUCCAGUUUAAUUUUUCUGUUUUGACAGUUAUAUUCUAUAAAAGCUCUUUACACUUUUCAUUUAUUUCAACUCUGUUGCUAUUCUGCAUCUUGUUAUUUCUCAUAUAAACAUUAUUAGCACCUACUAUGAGACAUUUUUACAGCUAUUCAACAAAUUUUGAAACACAAGAAUGGAGGAAACAUUUAUUAGUACAUAUCUUGUUAACCAAAAUCCAUUUAUCAAAUGUCAAGAACUGGUUGCAAUUCCCAUCUGCCUCCCUCCAAGGUGUGACCAGAUAAACAACUUCAAACUGGUCUAACAGAGAACAGUUUUGGUCUUCCGAAGCUACUUGCCAUUGUUAAACUGGUAAAACAGAGAGCAGUUCUGGUCUUCCUAUUUGCAGUUGUUAAACUGCCCUAACAGAGAACAUCAUUUUUUGUGGUCUUCCUAUAUGUAGUUGUUAAACUGGUCAAGCUGAAACUUGUUAUGAUUUUCAUAUUUACAGUUGUUUGCAUUUGUUAACUUGAUGAAAGAAAGAACAGUGUUGGUCUUUUUACAUCCAGUUGUUAAAUUGGCCAAACAAAGAAAAGCUUUGUUCAUUCUAUUUGCAGUUGUUAAGCUGGUCAAAAAGAAACCUGUUUUGGUUUUCGUAUUUACAGUUGUUAACUUGGCCAAACAGACAUCAAACUGUUAUCUGUUUGACCAGGUUAACAACUGAAAAUUGGAAGAUCAAAACUGUUAUCUGUUUGAGAAGGCUAAGAACUGCAAAUAGCAAGAACAAAACUCUUAUCUAUUUGAGAAGGCUAAGAACUGCAAAUAGCAAGAACAAAACUCUUCUCUGUUUGACCAGGUUAACAAGUGUGAAUACAAAGACCAAAUCUCCUCUCUCUUUGGCCAGGUUAACAAUUGCAAGUAGGAAGACCAAAACUAUUCUCUUGAAGAUCAAAAAUGUUCUCUGUUUUGGUUAACAACUGUUAAACCAUUAGAUAAAAACUGUUCCCUGUUUGACAAGGUUAAUGAUUGCAAUUAUGAAGAUCAGAACUGUUCUCUUUUUGACAAGAUUAACAUCAUCAAAUAGGAAAAAGAAAACUGGUUUUUGUUUAACCAUUUUAAGAGGACAAGAACUGGUUUUGGUUGGCCAUGUGAAUAACUAGAAAUAGGGAUACCAGACCUGUUUUCUUGUUGACUGUAAUAACAAAUACAAAUAGGGAUACUAGAACUGUUUUCUUGUUGACUGUGAUAACAAAUACAAAUAGGGAUACCAGAACUGUUUUCUUGUUGACUGUGAUAACAAAUACAAAUAGGGAUACCAGAACUGUUUUCUUGUUGACUGUGAUAACAAAUACAAGUAGGGAUACCAGAACUGUUUUCUUGUUGACUGUGAUAACAAAUACAAGUAGGGAUACCAGAACUGUUUUCUUGUUGACUGUGAUAACAAAUACAAGUAGGGAUACCAGAACUGUUUUCUUGUUGACUGUGAUAACAAAUACAAAUAGGGAUACCAGAACUGUUUUCUUGUUGACUGUGAUAACAAAUACAAUAGGGAUACCAGAACUGUUUUCUUAUUGACUGUGAUAACAAAUACAAAUAGAAAGACCAAAACUGUUCUCCUUUUUAAAUGUUUUCAGUUUUUGCUACAGAUUAAAACAGUGUAUGUUUAACAGUAAUCAUAUAUUUCAAAAUAAUAACUUGAACAUAACAUUUUUUUCAAAAUUUUCAAAUUACUACAAAUCUUUUUCACAAACAACAUUUGUAGCUUGCUUCCCAUCUACCAACAAAUAUAAAUUGUGAGGUGAUCCAACCCUUGAAAACCUUAAAUCUCAUUGAUCAUGAAAAAAGUAUGGUUGUUUGAGAAACAAUCUAGCAAUUUCCAUACUUUGACCUUGAAACCCUUUUGAAUAUUCAACGUUGUCUAAAGCAUCAACCUGCCACUAUUGUUUGAGAUUGACUCAAUAGGCUGUGAGUAAUUGACCAACAGGCUUUAUAAAAUAGAAAUAGAAUUAAGUUCAAUUUUUACUACUUAGGAAAUUCCCCAUAGUUCAUAGUAUUUGCAUACAAAUUUUGUUUGAGAUUGGUCCAAUAGACUUGGAGCAGUUAGGGUGCAAACAAACACACAUGUGUACCAUUUUCUCUAGAUACUGACAGAAAUUACCAGAUUCUUGAAGUCAUUGUGAACUUUCUAAGGAUUAUAAUCUUGGUUUGCAUUUAUUAAUGUAGUAAGCUUUCAGUACUGUCACUUUUUAAUUGAUGACAUCACAGCCUUCUCGCAAAUUUGUCAUUUAUCGAAAAACCUGUAACGAAAUUUUUACAAAUGGUAAAAGAAGAUGUUAAAGACA